Molecule: messenger RNA, 4852 nt
Organism: Xenia sp. Carnegie-2017
Lineage: Eukaryota; Metazoa; Cnidaria; Anthozoa; Malacalcyonacea; Xeniidae
Exons: 2
Coding region: 76-4302 (1408 amino acids)
Molecular function (GO): protein binding
Source: RefSeq, a predicted model, not a curated record
AAAGAACUAAAGCAAGCAUAAUUUUGUCCACACGAUCGUCGUAUAUGAAGUCUUAUUUCUAAAACAAAGAAAAAAAUGGCUUCGCCUCAUAAAAAGUUAAAGAUUGAGGAAAAUGGAUCUCGUUUGAGUAAACUUUUAAUCAAUAAAGGAACCCAAGCCUUAAAAACAACAUUGCAUGUAAGUGUUAACAAUUUAUCAUCAAGUUUGACCAAUGAACUUAAUGAUUCGUCUACAAUGAACAAAUUGACUUCACUAAAAAAGAAAAAAGUCAUCAAUAUAAUGCAAUGGAACCUUCUUUAUCCAUCAACUGGUUCACCUGACAUUGAAAACUUUGAUAUUUCAUUAUUGACUGUCUUAUUGCGUAACAUAUGUGGACUAACAGCGCCACACGGUGGAUGGGACAAUCUUCCUUCCUCUUCAGAAACCUCAAUCUCAGCAAACAUUGCAAGAAUAAAGUUUUAUCGAAACAAAGUUUAUGGCCAUAUUAGCACAACUAGUGUAGAUGACAGUGAGUUUGAGUACUUGUGGCAGGAAAUUUCAAAAGCAUUGGUUGGUCUAGGUAUUCAACAAACUGAAAUAGAUGAAUUAAAGAAAGCUCCCCUUAGUUCCAAUGAGGCAAAUUAUAUUGAAAUGUUAAAAGAAUGGUAUGAAGAAGAACGACAGUUAAUUAAUGUCGUAGACAAAGUAGAGGAAAUCAAAGAAAGCAUGUCAACAAAGGAUGAUGUUGCAGCAAUUAAACAAGAGAUGGCAACAAAAGCUGACGUUGUUGGAAUAAGAGAAAUAAUACAGGGCAAAAUUUAUUCUGAUCUUAAGAAGCUUGGAAAGUGUAAGUUUAAUGGUCUUAUAAAAGAUCUUAACAAGAAAUACCUUGAAGGCACUAGACAAUGGUUAUUUGAAAAACUCGAUACUUGGUUUAACGAAAGAAGUGAAGAUGCUUCUAAUGUAAUGAUUUUGAUUGCCGGUCCAGGCGUUGGUAAAAGUGUGUUUGCUGCUGAGGUGUGUCGACGAUAUUCUGAAAAGAAGAAACUUGCUGCUUCUCAUUUCUGCAGAUAUAAUAGAUCAGAUGAGAGGAAUCCUCGAAUAUUGAUAGAAUCAUUGGCUUGUACCAUGUGUGAUACAAUAUUAGAUUUUAAAUGUAAACUGAAUGAAGAAUUACAGAGAAACCAUUCAAAUGACUCAAUCACCGAUGCAUUCCGUGUUUUAUUAAAUAAUCCAUUGCAUUCAUUGGAAGAUCAUAAACCAAUGCUUUUGGUUAUUGAUGCCUUAGAUGAAAGUCAAGUUGAUGGCAAAAGUGAAUUGUUGGAAUUGAUUACAGAAGAGUUUGGCCGACUGCCUAAAUGGAUUAAAAUCUUCAUCACCAGUCGUCCAGAACUUCCUGUACAAAAGGAGUUGAAAGACAUGAAUCCUGUGGAAAUUUCAACUCAUCCUCGUGAUGAAAACAACGAAGAAGACCUGUACAAGUAUUUGAGACAUCAGUUGAAUGAUCGUGUGCAGAAAAAUCGCUACCUUCUUCAGCCAUUAGUUGAAAAAUGCGAGGGAUCAUUUCUUUAUGCGUAUUACGCACAACUGAGCUUAAAAAAAGAAAAUAUUGAGUUUACUCACCAUAACAUUCAACAAUUGGUCCCUAGUGGGUUAAGCGGUGUUUACAUAAAGCAAUUUAAAAGAGUAAAAGAAUUGUUAACGAAGAAAAGUACCAGAAAAUCUGUUAUCUCGGAAACUACUUUUAUGCAAUUUCUUGAAUUGUUGGCUGCCUGUCGGGAAUUUUUACCAUUAACUUUACUGUUGAGCUAUUUAGGUUUUUAUGGUGACAUCAAGUUUGAAGUCCGCAGUAAAAUCAUUGAACUGUUAUCUCAAAUUUUGCCUGUUUACGAUGAUUGUUUAACCGUGUAUCACAAGUCUCUAAUUGAUUGGUUGAAAUCAGAUGGUUACGAACAGCAUGAGUUUACAGUUAAUCCAAAAAAUGGUCAUAAGUUCUUAUGGCAUGCUUGUGAGAAAGUGUUUGAGCAAAUUAAGUGUAUGAAUAUUUUUAAAGAUAAGAUGAACAAUGCUAUGAUUAAAUAUGCUUUGAAGAAUGGAAUCUAUCAUAUGUCAAAAUGUGGCGAAAAUGUUGACUUUAGCUGGGCAGUAGAUGUCAAAGUGGUUUAUGCGAGGUUAAUGGUUGUGGAAGACAUUAACAUGUAUACCAUUAGGUCUGAAUUGUUUGAAAUCAUUAAGGAACUACGAAAUUUCUUGAGAAAAGAUGAACUUGAGGAACUACUAUUUCAUUUCUUUAUGAGAAGAAAGGUGUCAGUUAUGAAUGAUGAUAGCUUACUUUAUUUACAAAGUUUUGCAAACAAAAUUGAUGGCAGUAACAAAAAAAGAUUAUUUGCAAGGGAUUUAUUGAAACAAGGAAAGUUUGUUUGGUUUGAGAAUUUAGACACAACAUAUUUAACAAACCAUCAUCAUUUGACUGUCUCCUUGCGUGCUAACGUUACAUCUCUUUGUGUGUCGUCCAAUGAAGAACUGCUUGCUGUAGGAUAUGAAAAUGGUCAAAUAUCUAUUUUUGAACUUCCAGAAUUUAAACAACGAUGCACUCUCGGCACUGCAUUUUAUGUUUCAAGGUUGGAUGAGUGGUAUGAUGUACACGAAUUUACGUCCAUGUAUGACGGCCAUAACUAUUCAGCAUAUAAGGAAUCUGGUUUUGUACAAGGAAACACACGUUGUUGCUCCUUUUCACCUACCGGAAAAAGACUGGUAACUAGUGAUGGAUCUAAUGAAGUAAAGUUGUGGGACGUUAACAAUGGACGUUUAUUAUUAUGUUUACAGUCAGAUGUUGUCGUUAAUCGUUGCUGUUUCUCAGAUUCUGGUUUGUUCAUUACAGCAGACUAUGUAAAACAAUCCAAAAAACUUCCUAAAGAAGUGUUCACUGCAUGGAAUUCAUUAACUUUGCAAAGAAUUGAUCGACGCUGCGUUGUUGAUUACCAAGAACUACAAUGCACCGAUAAAUAUUCAGAAUUCUUUGUUGCAGACUUCGUGGAGACUUCGUAUGUUUUUCAAUUCCCAAAGGCAAUCGAUAUUUUUUCAAAUAAAAAGGAAUAUCCACUACGUUUACAUUCAAAGAUAACACACCAUUAUCGUGAUUGUAUUCUUUAUCAUACAAGUCAGAAUAGAAAGCUUUCUGAAAUCACUCAGUUGACAAAAUACAACGAUGAAGGAGAAAUCGAGUUUUGUUUACCAUAUGUCAGUUGUCCAUGUGUUCGUAGGAAUAUUAACAAAGUCCAUCCAAUCUCGUUUAAGGAAUUUUACGUUGUGCCGUAUUUCUCCAAGCUUAAAAUUUUAAAAACUGAUCAUCUUUGGAGACCUUCAUUUAUCUUUGAGAAAUUUAAAAUUAAAUGUUGUUGUUUUUCACCGGAUGGAUCUUUUUUUGCUGUUUUCGCUGUUGGUGACAACGUCAACAUUCAUAUUUGGAGCAUUGAACGUUGCACUAUUAUUCAAACUGUACCAAUGCAACUGAAGAAUGCAAAAGGAUGUUGGUGGUCGGAUGGUUUAAUGUGGAUAUGGGAUGGUUCUGAUCAUCUUAUGAAGAUAUCAACUUCGUCUGAAAAUUUUGUAGAUUCUACUCAAGCAAAGCAUGUUAACAUUGGAUUUGAACCUAAGAAAAUCUUAACAUUUGGUGAUGUCUUAGUUUGUAUUGACGAACUAGAUUUUGUUCAAGUUGUUAGAAUUAUCAAGGGUGAGAUACAAUACAACAAAAGACUUCAUGUCGAUUGUUCAAAAUUUAAAGCAGCGGCUGUAUCACCUGAUAGUUCUGUUAUUUUAACUGUAAACAAAACAGAAUACACAUUAUGGGAAUGGGGAAAUAACAGCAAUGAGCUUUACUUGAAACAAUUGCAUACUACAGAAAUACCCAUAACAGCUGUCAUUGAAAAAUUAGUUCAAGAACAGAUAAAUUUAAAUGAUCUAAAGUUCAACUGCUGUAUAAGUGAUAGUAAACAAGCAGUCAUAGCAUUUUGCAAGGACACCAUAAUUAUGGGCAUUUAUGUAAUUAAUUUUCAAGAGAAUGGUGACGUGAAUGCAAUUUUGCAUGAUGUCAGUAAAUAUUUAUUGGACUCCGACCUAAUCAUACACAAAGCUUAUUGCAUUGGAGCGUCUGGUGGGUUGGUUGCUGUAGAUUUAAGGAGUGGUAAAGUAUGCGCUAAAUUUAACGAACAUAGUCAUAAUUUUAUGUCUAUUACAACUAUGCAUUCCAACACAGGAACUUUAGCUAUAGUUGACAGUCUUAAUUGCAGUAUUCAAUUUUUAAAACUUAAUGUUCCUGAAUAAAUACAUCAACUCAAACUUUAAUAGUAAAUUCAAAAACCUUUUGAGAAAAUUGCACUUAGAUGUUGAUUGUCGUAAGGAUGAUUGCUUGUUUCCACCUACUAUAGUUUUCUACAGAAGAAGUAUACUUAUUCUACCAGGAAAUCUUUAGGAAAUUAUCUAUAUUUACCAAAAAUAAAUUUGACCAAUUUUGCUAAAGAUCUUUUAAAUUUAUCUGUACUAUUUCUUGGAAUGUCUUACCUCCUGCUAUUAAAGAAUGUAAAAUAUUAUCUAUGUUUUGCAAUAAUCUGAAACGAUGUAUAAUUGCUUUUUAUAACACAAAUAACUUGUAUUUAAAAAGAACGCUUCUAUACUAAUUGAUCAUGAAUAUUUGUUUAUUCCUUUCUAAGAUUCUACUUGUAAUCUUCAUAAAUGAAUUGUCAUUUAAACAGGGCAUCCUCUAGAUUAGACUACUACUGUAAGAUACUCUGUCAAAGUUAUUAUUAUGUAUUGUACCUCUGAACAAAUUUCAUGUUGAUGAUUUACUUUUUACUAAAAAUGUAUAGUUAGAUAA